AAGCAAUCUGCGCGUAGACUAACUGCAAACAAGCAAUCUGCGCGUAGACUAGUUGAAAACAAGUAAUCUGCGCGUAGACUAGUUGAAAACAAGUAAUCUGCGCGUAGACUAGUUGAAAACAAGCUAUCUUCGCUUAGGCGAUCUUUGACCAAACUAUCUGAAUUCUGCACUUAAUCUGCAACCAAGCUAUCGCACUUAGACUAUCUGCAAAAUGAUUUUUUCUUAAGUGUUAAAGAACUUCAUAUAGGUUGAGAAUCCAAUAAGUCAAUAUAGGAAACCUAACAUUGAGCAAGAUUUAUAUGUUUUUAGAAUGUGAGAAAAUCAUGGAGAAAUCUGCAAAGGUUUAAACGUUUUAUAUCCAGGAACUAAUAUAUUUGAGCACAAUGAAUUUGGAUGUUUAAAUCUAAUUUCCGUUAACAAUUGGAUAAUGGAUAUCCACGGAGAAACGUUAUUAUUUGGGAGAUCUCGAAAUAUCCUUGGAUAUUUUCAACGUAGUUUGAAUAUCUAAUUAGAGUUAGAUAAAAUUCACCGAGAAUUCGAAUUUAACAGGAGUUGGGAUAGAUUUGAAUACUAUUUUUAAAAUAGAAUUUAUAUUGUACAUAUAUAUAUAUAUUUAUACGUUUUGUUGAUUUAAGAUUAGAAAAACAUAAAAUAAUUUCAGAUUUAAUGAAUUGAUAUUCAAGAUGCGAGGAAUGAUCUUCUCCAUCGUUAUUUCUUCUCUCUCCAUGUUGUCUCCAGUGAUGUCAGACACCUCACAUGGAAAAUCUAGGUCAGGAUUAAGAGCUUUGGAGGAAGCAGCAGCAAAGAUGGAACAACAGUUUCUUUUUCUUCUAACAGAUAUUUCAGAUAAAAUAAACCCUGCUGUGAAGGCAGUGCGGGAUGACCUCGAAGCCACGAAUUUCCGCCAGCAGAGUUAUGGUUGGGCUCUAAUGCUUGGAGGAUAUGGAGAUUGUAUUGCUGAUGUCGUUCAAAACAAUCGAGUCUGGCCACAAGAUAUGUUGACUAUGCCCGAUGUUGUUUAUGCAUAUGGAUUCAAUCUUGGAUACGGGUUCGGGUUCGCUGGUCCAUAUCUACUUCCAACCUAUCUUGCGGAUACUUCAUUUGGUUGCUCCGAUUCUGAUUUUUUAUCGGUAGUCAACAAUCAUGGUUUCUCAAGAGGCUUAAAUCCCAAAACAAAUUUAGUCCAGAUUUUGAAUUUUGGAAUUGAUGCACGACAAUCCAUUCAUUGUCUGCUUCAGCAUACUGGAGGAUACUCAGAUGCUGCUGAGGUUGGAUAUCUUAUUGAUGAUCUUCUAGAAGCAGGAGUUCAAUAUAUCAAUCUUAAGAACGCUUGAGAAAAAAAUACCAUAUAAAGAUAUUUGUGAAUUCUAAACCUUAUUCUUGGUUCUAGGAUAUUCUAAACUUUAUACUGGAUCCAGUAGAUUCUAAACCUUAUCCUUGGUUCUAAGAGAUUCUAAACCUUAUCCUUGGUUCCAAAAUAUUCUAAAUCUUAUCCUUGGUUCUAGGAGAUUCUAAACCUUGUUCUUGGUUCUAGAAGAUUCUAAACCUUUUCCUUGGUUCUAGGAGAUUUUAAACCUUAUCCUUAGUUCUAGAAGAUUCUAAACCUUAUCCUUGAUUUUAGGAGAUUCUAAACCUUAUCUUUGGUUCUAGGAGAUUCUAAACCAAAGAUCCUUGGUUCUAGGAGAUUCUAAACAAUAUCAUUGGUUCUAGGAGAUUCUAAACCUUAUCUUUGGUUCUAGGAGAUUCUAAACCUUAUUCUUGGUUUUAUCAGAUACUAAACCUUGUCCUUGGUUCUAGGAGAUUCUAACUUAAUCUUAGUUCUAGGAGAUUCUAAACAAUAUCCUUGGUUCUAGGAGAUUCUAAACCCUAUCCUUGGUUCUAGGAGAUUCUAAACCUUAUAUCCUUGGUUCUAGGAGAUUCUAAACCUUAUCCUUGGUUCUAGGAGAUUCUAACUUAAUCUUAGUUCUAGGAGAUUCUAAACAAUAUCCUUGGUUUUAUCAGAUUCUAAACCUUAUCCUUGGUUCUAGGAGAUUCUAAACCUUAUAUCCUUGGUUCUAGGAGAUUCUAAACCUUAUCCUUGGUUCUAGAAGAUUCUAAACCUUAUUCUUGGUUUUAGGAGAUUCUAAACCUCUUGGUUCUUGGAGAUUCUAAACUUUAUCCUUGGUUUUAGGGGAUUCUAAACCUUAUAUCCUUGGUUCUAGGAGAUUCUAAACCUUAUCCUUGGUUCUAGGAGAUUCUAAACCUUAUCCUUGGUUCUAGGAUAUUGUAAACCUUAUAUCCUUGGUUCUAGAAGAUUCUAAACCUUAUCCUUGGUUCUAGGAGAUUCUAAACCUUAUCCUUGGUUUUAGCAGAUUCUAAACCUCUUGGUUCUAGGAGAUUCUAAACCUCUUGGUUCUAGGAGAUUCUAAACCUUAUAUCCUUGGUUCUAGGAGAUUCUAAACCUUAUUCUUGGUUCUAGGAGAUUCUAAACCUUAUCCUUGGUUCUAGGAUAUUUUAAACCUUAUAUCCUUGGUUCUAGGAGAUUCUAAACCUUAUUCUUGGUUUUAGCAGAUUCUAAACCUUAUCCUUAGUCAAUGAAAAAUAAUAAAUUCCUGUGAUAUUAGUUUAGUUUAUCAUAUAGUAUUAAGAUCUAUAGAUUAAGAUUAAAAUACAUAGCUGUAGUAG
Messenger RNA from Eurytemora carolleeae, 2664 nucleotides. RefSeq lists its product as uncharacterized. The transcript has 6 exons. Lineage: Eukaryota; Metazoa; Arthropoda; Copepoda; Calanoida; Temoridae. The record is from RefSeq and is a predicted model, not a curated record. Bases 684 to 1334 code for a protein of 216 amino acids.